Gryllus bimaculatus (two-spotted cricket) is the source of this 423-nucleotide messenger RNA. NCBI's taxonomy places the organism in Eukaryota, Metazoa, Arthropoda, Insecta, Orthoptera, Gryllidae. The record is from the annotation of a GenBank genome assembly.
UAAAUAAUUUGGUUUUUUAGGAUAAGAGGCUGCCGAUGAAAUGACCGGCAUUUUGACCGAUUUAGCUAAGGCGAUGGCAAUUCAGUGCGUAGUGUUCAACUGUUCGGAUCAAUUAGAUGUCAUAUACAUGGGGAAAUUUUUUAAAGGACUAGCGAGUUCAGGAGCGUGGGCUUGUUUUGACGAGUUUAACAGAAUAGACAUCGAAGUGCUGUCUGUGGUUGCGCAACAAAUUACAGCAAUUCAACAGGCACAAGCAGCUCAUGCAGAGAGGUUAGUAAAUAAUGCGUAUUUGUCGAAUUACAUUUUUGAUGAUCAUCAAAAAGUUUGUUUUACUAUGCUGAGAUAAAUGAAACAACAGUUGAAAAAUUACAAACUGUAUUUACCAUCUGCAAUAUCUCUUCACUUUUCAAGAAAUUCAAAAAG